Molecule: messenger RNA, 673 nt
Organism: Nycticebus coucang (slow loris)
Lineage: Eukaryota; Metazoa; Chordata; Mammalia; Primates; Lorisidae
Product: glucose-induced degradation protein 8 homolog
Exons: 1
Coding region: 1-609 (202 amino acids)
Biological process (GO): positive regulation of canonical Wnt signaling pathway; proteasome-mediated ubiquitin-dependent protein catabolic process
Cellular component (GO): cytoplasm; nucleus
Molecular function (GO): protein binding
Source: RefSeq, a predicted model, not a curated record
AUGCAGAAAAACCCGAUGAAAUCACAAAUGAAUGAGCAGCUUCAUAACUUACAUGUCCAGCGAGCAGACAUGAACUGUCUCAUCAUGAACCACCUGGUCACACAAGGUUUUACGGAAGCAGCGCAGAAGUUCCGAAUGGAAUCUGGGAUUGAAUCCAGCGUCCAUCUAGAAACACCUGACCAGAGGAUCAAGAUCUGGGAGAUGAUACUGAAAGGUCAGAUCCAGGAGGCCACUGCGCUGCUCGACAGCCUUCCCCCAGCGCUCUUGGACACAAACCCGUACCUUUGCUUCCAUUUGCAGCAACAGCGUUUGAUCGAGCUGAUCUGCCAACGCGAGACCGAGGCCGCGCUGGAGUUUGCACAGACGCAGCUGGCGGAGCAGGCCCAGCAGAGCAGGCCCUGCCUGACGCAGCUGGAACGCACGCUGGCCCUGCUGGCCUUCGACAGCCCCGAGGAGUCCCCCUUCGGAGACCUCCUCCACCUGAUGCGGAGGCAGAAGGUGUGGAGUGAAGUUAAUCAAGCUGUCCUAGGUUAUGAAAAUCAAGAGGCAGCACCCAAGCUGGCAAAAUUACAAAAACUACUACUUUGGGCUCAGGAUGAGCUGGACUAAAAGGUAAAAUAUCCCCAAAUGACCAGACCUGAGCAAGGAUGUGAUCGAGGAGCCCAAAUAGAGC